Benincasa hispida (wax gourd) is the source of this 1830-nucleotide messenger RNA. RefSeq names its product KDO transferase A (gene KDTA). The record is from RefSeq and is a predicted model, not a curated record. Gene Ontology annotation, molecular function: transferase activity. Gene Ontology annotation, cellular component: plasma membrane. Gene Ontology annotation, biological process: lipid A biosynthetic process. NCBI's taxonomy places the organism in Eukaryota, Viridiplantae, Streptophyta, Magnoliopsida, Cucurbitales, Cucurbitaceae.
UAUCUAGCAGCGCGAAUUCUUGUAAACCGAAAGAAUGGCGGCAACGAAGGGGAAGCUACUUUACAAAGUAUACAGAGCGCUGAGCUACGGGCUCUCGCCAUUGCUCUACCUUCAUCUCCGAUGGCGGGUGCUUCGUGGCCUCGAGCACCCUUUCCGAUGGCCGGAGCGUCUUGGUCGUCCUUCCCAUGCUCGUCCUCCUGGUCCACUUCUCUGGUUCCAUGCCGUAUCUUUAGGAGAAGGUUUGGCUACUAUUCCUAUAAUCAAGCAAUGUAUUCAGAGGAGGCCUGAUUUGACCAUUUUGAUGACAACAACCACUUAUUCUGCCUUUCAGGUAGUGAAGAAUUGUCUUCCUACCGGUGUCAUAUAUCAGUUUGCCCCACUUGAUACAGCUGCUGCCGUAGACACUUUCAUUGAACAUUGGAAGCCUAAAGUUAUUAUUUUAAUGGAGAGUGAACUUUGGCCUAAUCUUAUCUUGGGUGCUUCAAAGCGUGGUAUUGCUAUGGCAUUGUUGAAUGCUCGGAUGUCAGCUAUGUCUUUUAAGCGUUGGUCAACUCCAGUUUUUCUUCCACUGGUUUCCUUUAUGCUGUCAAAGUUCUCAUUGAUUCUCCCCUUGAGCAACCUACAGGCCAUCCGGUUCCAGCUUCUUCAGGCUUCGCCACCAACCAUCAGUUUUGCUGGUGAUCUGAAAUUUGCCGUUGAAGAUGUUGGUAUGUCAGAGGAAGAGAUCAAAAAGGUUGAAGAUCUAAGAGCACAAUUGGCCCAAAGACAAGUUUGGAUGGCUUCGUCCAUACAUAGAGGCGAAGAAGAAGUUAUACUUGAAGUUCACAAAAUGCUCUUAGAAGCACACCCAAAUCUAGUCACUGUGAUUGUACCUCGAUAUCCACAGCAUGGAAAAGAGAUCGCUCUAGAAAUGAAGAAAGAAGGGCAGAAUGUAGCUUUGAGAUCUCAGGGUGAAAACAUUACAUCAGGAACGAAUGUAUAUGUUGUAGACACAUUAGGUGAAUUAAGAUAUUUGUAUGGGAUAACCUCCAUUGCUGUGGUUGGAGGAUCCUUCUUGCCUGGUUUUGCUGGUCACAACAUAUCAGAAGCUGCUGCAGCUGGUUGUGCUGUUUUGACUGGUCCGUAUAUUGGCCAUUUCUCAAGCAUGGUGGUCAAAAUGCAGCAGUUUAAUCCAAUGUCAGUUUUGCAGGUUCAUGGAAAACUGGAACUUGAAGAGGCUCUCAGAAAUCUCCUUAAAGAUGACAGACUUUUGGAAGCGCAUCGAAUGGCCGCAAAACAUGCGCAGCAAGCUUUGGCGAGUGGCAUUAUUGUGGGUACUUGGAACUCACUAAAUUCCAUUGUUCUGAGAAGUGCGUUUGGGUAGAUGACAUGCACAAUGACAAAUGCAGGUUUGAUACUACACGGUGCAAAGAUUUAUUAUGCAAAUUAGUUCAUAAAGAGACUUCAUACCAAAAGAAAUGGACCAAAGAUCAAACCGGCCUGCAACAACGACAAACGCGUGUGAGAUCCAACAUCAUUAAGUAUAUGUAUGUAUGUAUGUAUGUAUGUGUAUAUAAAUAUGUGUGUGACGUGGCCUUACUUCUUAUGUGAUUAACUAAACUAUACACUACAUGUACUAAUUUGGGCAUCGAAAUGUGGUAGGUUUGCUACCAUACGGUGCAAAGAUUUAUUAUGCAAAUUAGUUUAGAAAGAGACUUCAUACCAAAAGAAAUGGAGCAAAGAUCAAACCGGCAUGCAAUGACAACAAAUGCGUGUGAGAUCCAACAACGUUAAGUAUAUGUAUGUAUGUAUGUCUAUAUAUGUGUGUGUAGGCGUGUUUGUAAAGGCGGA